AACACUUGAAAUUAAGGGGAAGGUAAGAGAAAUUUUACCCCCAAGCACCAUCACUUGAGGAGAUUCAAACUCCAAAUUUUUAGUAUUUGAGGUAAGACCUUUACAAAAUUAGAUCUCGUUUUGUUAAAGAAUGUGGUCAAAGUGUACCACAUCAUUAAUUUAACCAAUUUUUACAUUUUUGUGCAUCUAGUGGUCUAAAAUUUGGUGCAAUUUUCUAAAAUUUGGACUCCUUACCACUAAAGACAUAUGUGGAUUGUGCCUCGUGUUGGUUCUUCGUUCCUUGGAUUUGCUAGGAUCGCCGGUUCAUACUCGAUCCUUGUUACAUGUCAAGUUUGCCCAAGCACAUGUCAUGUAUUAUGCUAUCAUUUCAAAUCAUGUUAGGGCAUAUUGUGUCUUAUCAUGUUUUUCUGUCGUUAUUUUUUUUUUUUAACAUGCCAGGUUGUGCCAUCCCAUGGGCCAACCUGGCCCAAUACUAUCUUUACUUAUCCCAAGGCCCUAGGAAUGAUACUCCGCAACUCCUAAUUACAUUCUUACAUAGAGAAUUUUACACCUCAGUCUAGAACAUUACAAAGGAAAUCAUAAACCGAGAAAAUCUCGGAAAACAAAUGAAAACAGGGCACACUUCUUACCAAGCUAUAAAAAGCAGAGCAAACACAAACAUUACAACCCAACAACAAUGGCUUCAACGGUCCAAUCACACCAAUAAUCAAACUUCUUUCUAGACUCCUCUUUCACUUUCUCUGUCCUCCCAUUUUGUCCAUUUCUUUCUUUUUUGAUUAAUUUAUCAUUUUCAUAAUCAUCGUCUCACCGCCUCUCUGUUUUUUUAACCUAAAAGAUUGGAAAAAGUUUCAAUCUUUAUUCAUAAAUUAAUAAAAAAAAACUUCUGGGUUCUUAAUAUUAAAUUCUGGGUUUUAAUUGCUGAAAUUUGCAGUAGUUGUUAUGGCGGGAAAAGAUAGAGAUGAUACCCAGUUUGAUUUGGAAGAUGAACAUGAUUUAGAAGAUAACAGGGUUAAUAGUUGUAGCAGUGAUGAUAAUGAAGAUGAUGAUAAUGUUGAUUAUGAUAACAAUGUUGAUGAUGAUGAAGGUGAAAUUUUUACCUCUCAAACUUGGCCUCAGAGUUUCAGAGAGACAACGGAUUCGUAUACACUUGCUGCGUCCCCAGGGUUUGGACUGCUUGGUCGAACUCCUAGCUUGCUUAGCUUUCGCAGCAGAAGUAACAUAGAUGUUGAUGGAAAUAAGACUCCCUUGCUUUCUGAAUAUGGGAGCAGAUACCAGAAAGAAGACUAUGACAAGUUAUCGAAAGUGCCAUCGAGGAUAUCUGCAUUAGGAUCCUUGCAUGAACAUCUUGCUGGAGAGCUACCUAUUGGUCAAGGAUGCACUUUCACUCAAACUGUAUUCAAUGGGAUAAAUGUUAUGGCUGGAGUUGGGCUUCUAUCUACUCCUUAUACAAUAGAAGAAGCUGGUUGGCUGAGCCUGGCAUUCUUAUUCCUCUUUGCUAUGGUAUGUUGUUAUACAGCCUCGCUUAUGAGAUAUUGCUUCGAAAGUAAAGCAGGGAUUAUCACUUAUCCAGACAUUGGUGAAGCUGCAUUUGGAAAAUAUGGACGUCUAUUCCUAUCAAUUGCCUUGUAUGUGGAGCUAUAUUCAUAUUGUGUAGAAUUCAUUAUAAUGGAGGGGGACAAUCUUACCAGGCUAUUCCCUGGGAUGUCGUUAAGUUGGGGUGGCUUUUACCUUGAUUCAACGCAUGUGUUUGCAUUGCUCACUGCCCUAAUUGUUCUACCAACAGUGUGGCUGAAAAAUUUACGCUUAAUUUCUUACCUUUCAGCUGGUGGAGUUAUUGCAACAGUGAUGAUUGUUUUUUGUGUUCUGUAUCUUGGAACGGUGGAUGGGCUUGGCUUUCAUCACACAGGAAAACUUGUAAAUUGGAGUGGCAUGCCCUUUGCUAUUGGUGUGUAUGGAUUCUGCUACUCAGGUCAUUCAGUUUUCCCCAAUAUCUAUCAAUCAAUGGCUGACAAGAAACAAUUUACAGCAGCAUUGAUAACCAGUUUUGCUAUAUGUGUUUUGAUAUAUGGAAGUGUUGCUGUCAUGGGAUUUCUUAUGUUUGGCGAGGGCACUCUAUCCCAAAUCACUCUAAACAUGCCAAAGGAUUUGGUUGUUUCCAAUGUUGCACUCUGGACAACUGUGAUCAACCCAUUUACAAAGUAUGCAUUAUUGUUGAACCCACUAGCUCGAGGAAUAGAGGAGCUGUUGCCAGCCCAUAUUGCUAACAGCAACUGGUGUUUCUUUGUUCUACGGACAAGUCUUGUUGUUUCCACACUUUGUGUAGCUUUCUCAGUUCCAUUUUUCGGUCUUCUGAUGGCUUUAAUCGGUUCGCUUUUGAGUAUUCUUGUGGCUGUAAUCUUUCCAGCUCUAUGCUUUUUAAAAAUUAUGGAAAAGAAGGCGACAAAGAUGCAGGUGAUAAUAAGCACUGCCAUUGUCGUGUUGGGUGUUGUCAGUGGAGCCUUGGGGACGUAUUCUUCAGUGAAAAAGAUUAUCAGGAGUUACUGAUGCAUUGAUAUGAUGAUAUGACUACUGACUCCAGUUUUGGCUUGCCAGAGGGCUUUGCUUCAAAAUUCUUUAAAAAUCUUUUGUUGCUCACAAAAGAUACAUGUAUCCGUACAUAAACUCAGAAAAUCUUCUAUAGUCUUUUACAGAUUGGGGGUAAGGCUGCAUAUAGUGGAUCCUCCUCGAGCCCUGCCUUAGUGGAUUACAACUAGGUGUGGGGGUGGUGGACUGGUGAUUGUGGUUGUGGUUGUGGUUGUGGUUGUAGUUGUGGUUGUUGUCAUUGUUGUUGUUGUUGUUAACUUGUGUCGUAAACUUAUAGAAAACUAGAAAGUAUACUUUUGACACUGCUGGCUACAUCUCUUGGUGGAAUAAAGUUGAGCUUUCGGGCACAUUCAUAUGCU
Chenopodium quinoa (quinoa) is the source of this 2942-nucleotide messenger RNA. Its product is annotated as amino acid transporter AVT1A-like. The coding region runs from base 940 to 2544 and encodes 534 amino acids. Gene Ontology annotation, cellular component: plasma membrane. The transcript is spliced from 12 exons. NCBI's taxonomy places the organism in Eukaryota, Viridiplantae, Streptophyta, Magnoliopsida, Caryophyllales, Amaranthaceae. The record is from RefSeq and is a predicted model, not a curated record.